Cataglyphis hispanica is the source of this 1707-nucleotide messenger RNA. Its product is annotated as CXXC-type zinc finger protein 1-like. Gene Ontology annotation, cellular component: Set1C/COMPASS complex. Lineage: Eukaryota; Metazoa; Arthropoda; Insecta; Hymenoptera; Formicidae. The coding region runs from base 54 to 1598 and encodes 514 amino acids. The record is from RefSeq and is a predicted model, not a curated record. Gene Ontology annotation, molecular function: DNA binding; zinc ion binding. The transcript is spliced from 6 exons. Gene Ontology annotation, biological process: positive regulation of DNA-templated transcription.
AUUCAACAUGGCGAAUUGUUUGUAGUUUUACCUUUUAGUUCAUAUGCUUCAUUAUGGCUGAUAAAAGGCAGAAUAGUUUAUCAAAAGAAGAAAUAGCCAAGCAGUUUAUGCUGCCGGAAAGAAAGAGUAAGAUCGCAACGUUAUUGAAACAAGACGGUCAAGCAUAUUGUAUUUGUAGAAGCUCGGAUAGUUCCCGUUUUAUGAUAGGAUGUGAUGCAUGCGAGGAAUGGUACCAUGGUGAUUGCAUAAACAUAACUGAAAAAGAUGCAAAACAUAUUAAACAAUUUUUCUGUGUUCGUUGUAGAGAAGAAGAUUCAACUUUGAUAACACGAUACAAACCACGUAAAAUUGAGCAAGAUGACAGAAAACAUAAAAAGUAUAAGGAGAAGGAAGGAGGACAUCGAUACGAGUAUGAUGCACCUUGGGAUCCUAGAAUAGAGAAAAAAUCUUCCAAGCGUUGUGGGGAAUGUACGGGAUGUUUACGUACGGAAAAUUGUGGGAAAUGUGACGCCUGCAGACAUUUGAAGAAACAUGGACCUUCGGUACGAUUAAAGGUCAGAUGUAUCCAACGAACUUGCCGUGUACUGGGAGAUCCACUAAAACCUUCCAAAAGUUUUAACAAGGGAACAAAAUUGACUAAGAAGCGAAAGAGAGAUUCGAGUAAUGAAAGAAACGAAUAUCUGGAACCGCCGCGUCAUUGCUAUGGACCUGCAUGUACGAAGCAAUCGCGGCCCGGUAGCAAAUACUGCUCCGACGACUGUGGCUUAAAACUAGCGACGAGCAGGAUCUAUCAGGUGCUACCGCAACGGAUACAGGAAUGGUCCCUCACUGCAUGCAUUGCGGAGCAAAAUAAUAGGCGCGCUCUGGAAUCCGUGAGGAAACAGCAACAUGAUGUUCGUAGAAUACUUCAAGAGCUGGAAAAAAGACACGUUGAAUUAGAUCGUAUCGUUGAACGUGCAAAACACGCGAUCAUCGAUCCGCAAGCCGAGGUGGACGAUAAUGAUGAUACGGAAAGUAGCAUGUAUUGUAUCACGUGCGGUCACGAAAUCCAUUCGAGAACUGCCGUUAAACAUAUGGAAAAAUGUUUCAAUAAGUACGAAUCUCAAGCAUCUUUCGGCUCAAUUUUCAAGACGCGCAUUGAGGGUCAAGUGAUGUUCUGCGAUUUUUAUAAUCCUGUGAACAGAACCUAUUGCAAAAGAUUACGUGUUCUCUGCCCGGAGCACUGCAAAGAUCCCAAGAUUGGCGACAGUGAAGUGUGCGGUUGUCCGUUAGUUACGAAUGUGUUCAACGUCACGGGCGAAUUUUGUCGCGCGCCUAAGAAGAAUUGCGUGAAGCACUACAUGUGGGAAAAACUGCGACGUGCGGAGAUCGAUAUGGAGAGGGUGAGGCAAUGGCUGAAGAUUGAUGAACUCGUAGAACAAGAAAGGCAAAUACGAUCAAAUAUGGCGACACGAGCCGGUGUAUUAGCUCUUAUGUUGCAUUCUACUUACAAUCACGAGUUAAUGGAACAGAUGACGCAAGAACAGAGCAGGGAACAAUUACAGGCGAUGGAGGAGGAGCUACAGAGGAGAUAUGGUUUACGGGAUAUAAAGGAAUAAUGUAUGAAGCCAAUGUGAUAGCCUUUCCCUACUUCAUAUUCUUCAUGAUUCGACUGCAAUAUUAUAUGUUUUAAACCAAUUUUAUAUAUAAGAAAACGAUCAUGGUAUA